UUUAUUAGCUCCCCCAGGAAGCAUUCUUCUCAUUUCGUUUUUUCAACUUCAUUUUAUCAAUUAAAUAAUUGCUUCAAUUAUUUAAAAGCGACAAGUAUUUGCUAAACUGUUUAUUCGUUUAAAAGUUUAUGAAAUAAAAGGGUUUAACAUGUGCAAACGUUAGUGUGUUCGUGAAUUGCUUAAGAAGCUGGUGUAAGACGAAAAAAAAGUGACGACGCCGUGUCGUCAGCGACGACGCUAUGCGACCGCAUUUCUGUCUAAUAUAAAAACAAAAGACACAACAAAGUGCUCACCAGGUCACCAGGUGUGUGCACACUGUGGGCAACUGGCCUCUGCUGCUUUUUCUGCUCAGAUGGCGUAUAUACAGCAUUAAUAACACGAAAGAAAAAAGGAAAGCCGGAGUAUUUGUAAACAGCAACAUCGAAAUUAAGGCUGGGCAACAAAAACAAGGCAACGAAGAAGACAACGGCGUCUAUUGGAUCAGCCAACCAACCAACCAAUCAUUUGCACCGCAACCACCGCUAAUCAUCCGAUAAAUGUAAGCGAUUAUUCUCGAUAAAUGUUUGAACGAAGCAGUCUACUCAUGGAGUCCAGUGCUGGGCAAUGCAAUUAAAAUCGCCACGGACGAGGACUAUGGCCAGUAUUCAAAAUGAGGAACUGGCAACGCAUAACCGAAUCACCCCCCUUUGCAACACUAGCAACAAUAACAACAAUUACGCUAAUAGUAUUGACAACAAUCAUAAUGUUGGCCCAAGUAGUACUUCCGCGUCUAGCGGAAAUCUCGCACAUGCUCCUGAUGAACGGGGAACGAGCAGUAAGCGAGAAUCGCUGGAAGCGCGUAAGCAAAACCUUGAGUUGCGCCUAAGCGAGAAGAGCUGGCUGCUCCAGCAGAUCCAAAAGCAUGAAGCCGCCAUCAUUCAUGGCAACUAUGAGCAUAUGACGAUCAAUGAGUUCUUUGCCCAGUUGGCGCAGCAGUAUAAGCAUGAGCAGCAGUUGCAACAACUGGGCAAGGACAACAACAACGGGAGCGCUCUGUUGCGGCGCAAACAGAGUACAAGCAGCAACAACAACAUCACCAACAACAACAACACCAUUAAUAACAACAAUAAUAUCAACAAUAAUCGACACUCGGAGACGCAUUCGAAUCGCAGCUCCGAGUAUGAUAAUUAUCAGCCAGCUGGCAGCGGUGGCGGCAUGGGCGAUAUGCUGGUCAUAGGCGUGGCACAGCAGCAGUCGCAGCAGCAUCCGCAUGUGAAGAGCGCCCUCAAGAAGCGUCCCACACCCACGCCCACCGCCCAGAUACAGAUGCAGUACGCAGCACAGACGGCACAGCGACAACAGUUGCCACAACAGCAACAGCAGCAGCAACAACAACAUCUGCUGCUGCAUCACAUGGAUGCUUUUGCCUAUCAACAGCAGCAGCAACAGCAACGCUCGCAGACCGAUGUCAUCUCGAUGUACUCGGCCAACUCGUCGAACGUGGCCACCUUGAGGCAACAGCAUGUGGCGCCCCAGCAACAACCCAUCAUUGUGCAGUGCGACAAGUAUUAUUUGUCGCCCACACAUCAGAGCUACAGCGAGGGUGGCUUCAUCAAAUCGAGUCAGAACAUCAAGAAGUAUGUGUCGCCCCUUGCCUCGCCCAGCGCCAUUAGCUACGAGCAAUCCUCGUUGCAGCAUCAACAGCAUCAGCGACAACUCGAUGCCAUUUCGCUGGCGCCCAGUUACAUGUCCGUAGAGAUGGAGAGCGUGCAACAGCAUCAACAGCAGCAAUAUCGCUGGCGUUCACAAUCGCAUAUUGCCGCCUUGACGCCACCGCAUCCACAUCAGCAGCAGUCGCAGAAUCAGGCUAUGAACGCCAUGGCAGCGGAAACCAAAUCGCAUUCGAGCGACAUGUUGGCGGCGCCACUGCAACGCUACAACAGCAAGGCUGGCAAGCCACUCGAUGAGAUCUCGUUGUGCUCGACGACCAUCGAGAAGAAGCCCAAGUCCAAGCAGUGGCUGGAAUCGUCACUGGACGGGCCAGCAGUGGUGCGUCAAAUCGAAUCCUCGGCACACAGUCCGGUGAGCAGCAAUGGCAGCAGCGCAGCCGCAGCCUCAGCAGGUGCCGCCAAGCCGCGCAUUAAACUCUCCUCGCAAUCGAUGUCGGUGUCCGGCAGACACUACUCGAUGUCGGGGCAGCGUGGCACGCACAAUUAUGCGCCAGCUGGCUAUGCGGCAGCUGGCAAUGCCAAGGCGUUGCAGCAUGCAGACGAACGGUUUGCCAAGCUCAGUCAAUCCACCUCGUAUCUGAAUGCCAUGGAACAGACUGUGGGCAUAUCCACGUCGUAUGCGCUGGAGCCACUUGAUAUACCGCCAUUUAGGCAUCUGCCGCCCAAGCCCAAUCACAGCCAGCAGCCAACGCCGCCGCCUCGUCCGCCACCAGUCAGCAGCAACAACAAUAAUAAUAACAAUAACAAUAAUAACAGUCCGAAUGUUAACAACAACUUGUCCACUGCGCUGGUGUCGCCACCGUUGACUGUGGUCACAGCGACAGUUGCAGCGGCAGCCAGUUUGUCGCCCGAUAUUCGCAUCGAGUCGCCGAAGAACAUGACUGUGGUGCAGCAGGCCACAUUUCAGCCGUACAAGGAGGUGACCAAACCCUUUGAGAUGUCCGACUUCUACAAGUACUCGACCAAGUUCAAGCAGAAAGAAGUCGGACGACCCGAAUGACAUCAACUUUUUUUUAGCAUUAACUUUAUUUUAUGACACUUAUUUAAUCGCAUGGAUUUGCCAAUCGAAUCGGUUUCGAAUACACUUAACGAUAUUACAGAAUACUAUAUAACAAUGUUGUGGAAUGGAAAUAAUCUACUACUACUACUAUUACUAUGUUGACCUAAUGCCUUUGCAAUAAGCCUUUCCAAAAAUAGUUGGACUACAAUUACUAAUAUUGCAUUUAAAACAACAAAAAACUGAAAAACUUCUCGAAAUGCGACGAUUUCUAUAGAUAUUAAUUGAUAGCAAUUGUUAAUUGUGUACCACACAAAUUUGUACACUGAAUUUAAAUAUUAAUAUAGUCUAUGUAUUUGGUAUAUGUUAGUUAACUUGUUUUUCGAUAUAAGACAAACAAACAAAACAAAAACGAUUUGAAUGUAUUCAAUAAAUAAUUACAUAAGUACAAAUGUUUUCUAUUCUAUCGAUGUAAGAAACUAACGUUGAAAGUCAUGGAAAAGGAUUAUGAAAAUUUACCAAAAUUCAUUUUAAAUUUAUCAAAAAAAGUUAUUUACUAUUUGGUUCAUUUUUUUGCUAGUGGGUAACAAUUAAAUUGAAUGUUGUGCGGUAUUUUUUGGUCGUUAAUAAUUCUAUUUACUAUUGUACGUAUUAAGGAAAUCUUUUCUUUUAUUCUACAUGUGGAAAAUAAUAUCUAACACCAGUUGGCAUGCAUAAAUAAAUAUUUGUUUAUGUACAUUUAAGUAAGCAAUUUAAU
Molecule: messenger RNA, 3463 nt
Organism: Drosophila nasuta
Lineage: Eukaryota; Metazoa; Arthropoda; Insecta; Diptera; Drosophilidae
Gene: sstn
Product: stepping stone
Exons: 2
Coding region: 604-2709 (701 amino acids)
Source: RefSeq, a predicted model, not a curated record